Messenger RNA from Dermacentor albipictus, 6775 nucleotides. RefSeq names its product E3 ubiquitin-protein ligase RNF166-like. Gene Ontology annotation, biological process: protein polyubiquitination; ubiquitin-dependent protein catabolic process. The record is from RefSeq and is a predicted model, not a curated record. Gene Ontology annotation, molecular function: ubiquitin protein ligase activity. Lineage: Eukaryota; Metazoa; Arthropoda; Arachnida; Ixodida; Ixodidae.
GUGGACCAUAGCAGUGGACCACUCACACAGCUCAUACGACGACAAUCAGGAUCGCGUUCUGGAGGAUGCGCGCGUUGCUGCGUACUAAUUUAGUGACUUCAUGCAGUAACCCCCGGGGCAUCGAACGCAAAUCAGAAUGAUGGCUAGGCUUUCCCUUUUCAAGGCGACCAGCAGUAUGAUCAGCAACACAGAAGAGUUCAUCUGCCCCAUUUGUUUGGAGAUUUUUCAGAAGCCAGUCACGAUCAGCUGCGGCCACACUUUUUGCAGUGGGUGCCUGGCCCAGUGCAAGCAAGAUGAUCCCAAGUGCCCACUUUGCCGGUCCACCUUUGAUCCUAGCAAAACAGUGCGGGCCAAAGACCUCGCCAAGAACAUUUCUUCACUCAAGGCUGCCUGCUCAGGCUGUAGGAAAGUGCUCUCGCUGUCCAAGCUGCGGGCCCACCACAGCAACUGCUCAGAUGAAAUGGAGGGUGCUGCAGCCGCGCCUCCCGUGUACCAGCCUCCGCACAGUCAGUCAUCUGGCAAGGAAAACCGGUUCACCUUUCCUUGCCCCUACUGUGAAAUGGACAACCUGGAUCUUGCUGCCCUAAGGGACCAUUGCAAUGCCAACCACUACAACAGCCCGCACUCUGUGGUAUGCCCGGUGUGUGCAUCCAUGCCAUGGGGGAAUCCUCACCAGAAAUCCAUCAAUUUUCUAAGUCACCUCAACCUCAGGCACCGUUUCGAGUAUGACACCUAUGUGGACUACGGCAUCGAUGAUGAUGACGCCCUGCAGCAGGCCUUGGAAGCUUCCCUCAAGGAGAAAUAAAGGCCAAAGUGGCAUUCCGGCUGUUUGGAAAGACAUACCUUUCCUAUGCUUUUUUUACCAGUCAUGAUCAGCAUGAGAGAGGUCUUUCUCCUCAGAUGCUGGGUGCCACAUUUUUUUUCUGUUGCAGUUUUUAAAUAUAGGUCUUCAUUGCUGCAGGAACAGCACUAUAUGUUAGCAAUGUUAGUAGUGUCUCUCAGAGCUGCAAGUCUGACAAGGGUCAUGUUUGGAAACAGCAUCUUGCUUUCUAUCUCUUUAUUAAGGGGCUCACAAAAAUCUUUUAAAAGCAAUUGAAGAUUCAUUGUUAGAAUUAAUCUGAUUAACUAGUUCGUGGUGCAUGUAUUGAACCACCAACAAAGUGAGUGGGGGGAGGGAGGCCGCACCCAUACCCAGCUACAUUGCCUCCCAAGAUUUGCGGUGUUCUGCAGGAUUUUCAUGCCAUGCUGCACCAAUCUGGGAGGCAUUGUUGUGCUACACAAUGACUUUAAAUUUUGCUGGUACUUAAGGCACAUUUUAAAGAUAUUUUAUGGAUAUGAAGUUUAAUACAUUUGACUUAGUCUGAUGUUAUUAAAGCACCGUGUAAUUGCAUAGUGCAUAUAAAUAAGGACAGAGUUCCACUGCGGAGUGUUGCAGCCUUCUCUGCCAAUCUAAGUUUUCAUGUUAACGAUCCAUCCGUCACUGACUUCUCUCAAUAUGAUAUACAGUCGAUCCUGGAUAUAUCGAGCUCCAAGGAAAUUGCGAAUAGAUUGAUAUGUAUCGAUAAUUAUAAAUACAAAAUUUGCCUAUCUGAUGCUUAUGUGAAAUCUCCGCCUGUCUCAGACAGUUUCUUGAGGUCAUGAAAAGUGGGUAUUUACCAAUUUGCUACCUACUCUAUGGCCAUGUUGAAUGUACAAAAGUUUACUCAUUUUCUGAACAAGAAUGUUGCAAGUUGCUUGUGCUGUGGAGUCUCAACACUAACCCUAAAAGUCUCUGUCACCCAGUUGCAAGACUGUGGUGCACCUCGCAUGCGUUGGAAGUGCUUGGUGUGCAUUUUUAUUCAGGAUGAGGUGGAAAUAGACACAGCACAGAAGCAAACCAGCCUGUAUAGAUACGCGCUGUGCUCGGCGCCAUCAAUGCAACCUAUACUGCCAAGUUCUGCAUGUGCCCAGCUGUGUGUCCGUUACAAUACGCCGAUCAAACGGCUGAUUGUCACACGUUGGCAACAAAUCAACCACAGCAGACUGUUCCGUUGCGUUUCGGUUUCAAAACAGACUUCCUGUCGGCACCAGUCCUUGCUUCCUGUCCACCCUAAGCUUCUCUAAGUCCGCCUGUCACUUCUUGCGUGCUGCUCGGUGCUCCAAUGCCUCUCAGUCCUUCCGUUCUCGGCCCUUCCUUUCUGAUCAUUGCAUCUGUGACUGCCAAAACUACAGACACUGCUAGAUUCAAAAGUGGCUUUUAGCUUGCAGAACAUCCGAGUCCAUUCCCACUCAUGUGCAACUCUGCGAGCUUGAAUGUAAUGUGUUCAGCAGGGACUAUGGAACUCCAAAAUGUCGCGGAAAGCCCUUGUCUACAAGAAGAUAAACCCACCAGUGCAGACAUGUUCAGUUUGGCAACCCAUGCUAUAGCCACUUAGUCAAAAGAUCAAAUAUCAUACAUGCUUUCCUGUGGGACGCAUAUCGGUCUGGGAGGCCUUUUGCAUUCUUGAAACGGCGCGGCGAUCUGCUCUUGCUGAUAACGAACAGCCGCAGUUUGCACGAGCCAUCUAUAUGCACCACAAGCGAAACUGAGAUGCGCACCCUGCUCUCUUUUCCUCCAUGGCAUGUACUGCUCUUCAGGUACUAUGUCUUGCUUGACAACACCUGCCAAAACAGUGCUGUCUUGAGCUCAUCGCCAUUAAAUAUUCCCAACGGCGCGAGAAGUGAUGAUGUCCCCAUUAGAAAAGCACACUUGCAGGGACACGGCGUUCGAGAUAUUGAAUGUGGCAGUGAACGCAAUUUCGACUUUUGCAUGAAAUUUCCAAGGGCAUUUUACAACUGUAUAAUAUAAACAAUAAUUUCAUACACCCGAGUUUGAUAUAUCCAGGAUAUACUGUAUUUUAAUGUCUCAUAAAUUUGACUUUUCUUUCUCAGUUGUCGGUCUCUUUAGGACCUGGACAGAGUACAAGAAUGUGAAUAAGUCUGUGUGCACUAUUGUCUAGGUACUUUGUCAGUCAUGCAUAUCAUUGACUUAAAUGCUGUCCUGCACUGCAGAAGCACAUGAAAGAUGUGAAUCAUGGCACCUUAUGUCCACCCACUCACAAAUGUGCCAGCUGUAAAUGUAGAUACAUGUUGCUGUUUUCUAUGUUGCUCACAAGAAUGGUUUGUAGCCCUUGAAACUCAUGUGACGCAUUUUGGCAAAUGUAAAGCACAUGGUUAAGUGUGGCCAUACUGUAUAUCAUGGUCAUUUGCCAACCUUUAGAGAUGCACUCGGUGUUUGGAGUAAUAUCUCUGGUUGAGUAAAUGACAGCACGCUAAUAGCAUGUGUAGAAUGACCUUAUAAAGGGCAUGCUACAGCAGUCUGAUGUAGAGUGUGUCAUCUUGGUGACACCCUUAAGACCGUGCCAUUUGUGUGUUGUAGUAGUGGCUAUUGCGGAUUGCUUCAAAGGCUGAUGUCUUCAGACAGAGUGUAUCUCAGCAUUGUUAAUGAAAUGGUGUUUGGAAUUACCAUCAGUGACUGUUGACUGUUGGUUCGUGCACUGUGCAAUGACAGCUUUAGAAUAGCUAACGUGUCUUGCAGCAAGUGUGCGAAAUGUUGUAUCUGUUAGGAGAGACUGCUUGACAACUUGUUAAGCUGAAAGGUAGCCUUGCUUCAUAUCGUAAUAUCUUCCUUGUUGGCUCUUGGUUACAUCCGCUUUUCACAGUUCAAAUCUCGUGCAGUAGGUAAAGAUCAUGGCAUUAGCCUCUUAAAAGCCGAGCUAUUCCAAAAGUGCCAUUCAUACAUUUUAUAUUACAGCUACUCUGCAUUUAAGUUUUCUCUUUGAUGUCACUGUUGACAAGGAGACAAAAAUGCAGAAAAUAGUUAUACAAAAUAAAUUCCAUAAUCCAUUGUGCAGCCUCAUCCCAUAGACUCAUUUGCACGAUAAACGAACUGCUGUGGUUCGGGUUGGUAUUAGUGGGUAGCAUUAUAGCUGUGUCAACGAACAGCGGGAGCCAACCUUCAUGAUUAUAAGCUUUUACAAACACUCUUUCUUGGACAUCUUUCUUUUGCAAUCCCCGAGAAAAAUAUUGUAUUUUAACUUGCCACUGGGAGACUGUUGCUGGUUUGUUGCCAGUGUGCUAGUCACACAAGUGAUCAGCUGGAGUGGUUAUGACGAGUAGGUUAAUGCAUUCCACUUUUUGUAAUGCAGGUACAUUACUUUUUUUGUAUUGUAUUUUGUUACUAUGCAUUAAAGAAAAAAAAGUGAAUGUCUUGACCUGUACUGUCACAAGUGCAAUUGCUUGGACUACUGUAGUCACAAUGUACUUAACAAGUAACUGUAAAUAUAAGACAAGGUUUUAUGCUGUACCAUCAACCUAUACAAGCAAGCAAGCUGCUGUGAGCCUUGACCAACCUGUAUUUUUCAUGCCUUUUAUACUGUCUCUAGUGUCUACAUACUAAUAUCUGUGCAGGGCUCAUAUGUGUAAACUGCCCUACUACAAAGAGACUUUGUAGUACAUUUAAAGGAUCAUUGCACUGAGAAAUCGCUUUUAUCACUUCAUAUUCCAACUCCUUGAUGUUUGCUCAGUGUAAAGGCCUUUCAUUUGCAUGACACAAUGAUGCAUGUGUUGGUCGCGUCUAAUCCUUGAGACACCAUUGUGCUUUGGUCAAGUCCAAAAGCGCCAGUUCACAACAGGUGUGCUAUUGAAUGACCACAGGAGUGCUAACUUGGACCUUCUGAUACACAUUCCCCAUGAAGAAAUACAUGCAAUGUGGACAGAUUUGGUCACGUUACAGAAUAUUCAAAGGUAGGCAAAAGUAAGACUUCUGACACUUGCACAAACCACAGAACUGUCGUUUCUAUAAACCAUGCAUUGCCUUUUCAUGCUUUGAGGUUUCCAAGAGCCAGUUAGAAGCUGUCAGUAUUCAUUGCACAGCAACAUGCCUUGUUCAAGUAGGCUGCUGUUUUAAUGUGUCAACAAAUGCCAUAAAUUGGGAUUAAUAGAUGUGAAACAUUGUAGACUGGUAAAGCUAAUCAGCAGUGAAGUAGCUUGCGUGGCUGGCUGGUCUUAAUACCAGCCAGCAACACAAUCGGCAGUGUCAAAAAGGAAAAGUUUAGAAGACUGGCUGAGGAGGCAGUCUUUCUUUCUCUUCCCGUCUGGAAGAGCGGCCAAGCAAUUCUGUUUUCAUUUAGCCAUCUUUGCUUAAUGUUUCCGUAGCUAAAAAAAUCAAUUUCGAAUUAAACAAAAGUUGAUCGAUCGGAUUUAACUGGUUUAGAAAAUCCCAAUUCAUUUAUUCUGGUCCCAGUUUAUUUUGACCGUGAAAUUGGAAGUUUGCGUUCAUUAAAACUGCACUUCGUAUUGCACUGUAGACCGGGGGUCUCAAUUAUGUGGUCUGCAUGCUGCCCAUGGACCUCAUUUAUGCAACCUAUGUGGCUCUCCCAAGCGUCCACUCCAAUUUACCUUGGCCUUUGCAAAUUCCCUUUCUCUCUGCCAAAUUUCAGUGUGAACUACAGGCAGCCACAUACCAUGUAUACAGCCCAACGUCAGACUUGAGUUAGAGACCUGCUGUGCACAUGUGGUGCAGUCUCAUCUCAUUAAUUUCAACCUAUUUUAAUCGAACCGACGCUGUGGUCCUAUCAAAAUUUUUUAUUUCAAUGCGAAAAUGCCUGGUAAUUCGAAUGCUUGGGCGUUUGUGACAGUUAAUUCCAACAUCCCGCACUGCCAACCAAGUUCUCAGCAGUGUGCCAACUUGCACACCUGCUGCUACUCCCACCUGCCAUUGGAAGUGCCUUAUUUCGACGUGCAUAAUGCGUGGCACAAAUUUCAAAAAAGUCGGGGUGCGGGUUAUGUGCAAACCUUUUCCAUUGGUGUGGCUUAAUGGCAGCACGUGCUGUGCUGCCGUAAAACCACACUUCCGGAACUUGUUACUCGUGUUAGCCCAGUGCACGUGCACCGCAUAAUGCAGUGCUGCACACAAGUGCUAGUCAAAUAAGCCUCCUCGAAUCCCAAGUCCGUUUAACUUGGAACAAAUUUUCGUGCCGCAUCGAGUUCAAAUUAUUGACAUUUGACUGUGUUUCUGGGAGUUAAAACAAAUUUUCACUUUCUCCCCUACAUUGACAAUGGGAGUAUUUAGUUUUCAACAGCAAAAGAUCUGUGCAGCUUGGUCAUUUCACACAAGAUAAUAUUCCAAUCAUUGCACACACCCCACUAACAAGCAUUGCUCUGUGAAUGUCUGGAAAUAUUCCCUGCCGGUAAAUGCUUCUACUAACAUAUGUGGCCUGCCAGUCACACUCUCCCUUUUGCCACUGCAAAAGGCAUAGUAUGUCACAUGUUGACUUUCUUCCUUCCUCCUGCAGAGGAAGGUUGAGUGCCCUUGAAAGUUUGACUUUCUUUUUGAAACCCCGAAUUUGCCUUUUUUUUUUACAGCUUUUGUCUAAUAGCAUUUGUUUAAUCUUGUGCACUCAAAUGUGUUGGCAAACACCACCUUGCCCUGCCCUUGCAGUGUGCCCAUGUAUGAAGCCUUGUCGAGUAUCAUUUAAAGCCAAAUUUUAGCCAGUGAAAAACAGUUGCUUGAGAUUUUGCAGGGGUUGGAAAUUUACAUUGCGCUUCCACACAAUGUAGACAACUUAGUAUUUGUUUCAAUUUCUGUGCACUACAAGAUGAUUUGCCCAACAAUGUUGAUACUGGUAAGCAGGAGUUGCUGCUCUUGCAAAAGUUGUGGAGUCUUCCCAUGUGGUGUUUAAUGGACACUUUUCAUUUUUCACUUUUGUACACCGUUUGUAAAUAACCUCUAUUCAAUAAAAUUAUUUGAAAGAAA